GGUGCAAAUUCGCGUCUCGUCUCCAUCGCCCAUUCUGCUAUUUUGUUUCCUUUUUUGCUGCGGACAUUAAAGCUCAUUCUUUGCGGCUAUGUUGAAGAUUCAGAGAAUUGCAGCUCGGCAAAGCCUCCAGACAGUCAGGAUGGCCAGCAGCCUGGCUGACUAUGCCCAGUACAAGACACUGAAUGUCACACAACCCGUGGAGUAUGUGGUUCAUGUAGAGAUGAACCGGCCUGACAAGCUGAAUGCUCUCAACACUGAAAUGUGGAAGGACCUGGGCGUGUGCUUCCAGCAGCUGCACGAGGACGCCGAGUGCCGGUCCGUGGUGCUGAGCGGCGCCGGCCGCCUCUUCAGCUCCGGGAUUGACCUCAGCGACCUGAUGGCCGUUGGCAGCGUGGCUAUGGGCGACGGUGACGUGUCUAGGAAGGCUUUCAAGCUGCACCGCACCAUCAAAAACUACCAGGACUGGUUCACUGAUAUUGAAAAGUGCCGUAAGCCGGUGAUCGCCGCCGUGCACGGCGCGUGCGUGGGCGGCGGCGUCGACAUGGUGACGGCGGCCGACGUCCGCCUCUGCUCCCAGGAUGCGUUCUUCCAGGUCAAGGAGGUGGACAUCGGGCUGGCAGCGGACGUGGGCACGCUGCAGCGGCUGCCGAAGGUGAUUGGCAGCCGGAGUCUGGUGAACGAGCUGUGCCUGACGGCGCGCCGGCUCGGCUCGCAGGAGGCGCUCCAGUGCGGCCUCGUCAGCCGCGUGCUCAGCGACAGACACAGUCUACUGGCGGCGGCGAUCAGCCUGGCAGCCACCAUCGCGCAGAAGUCGCCGGUGGCGGUGCAGUCGACCAAGCAGAACCUGAUCUUCUCGCGCGACCACACGGUGCAGGAGGGCCUCGACCACAUGGUGGCCUGGAACGCGGCCAUGCUGCAGUCGGAGGACAUCAUGAAGGCGGCCACCGCCUCCAUGGACCGCAAGGCUCCCCCGGCCGAUUUCGCUAAGCUGUAGCGAUGCGGCGUUGUCGCAUUGGUGGCGUGGAAUGUUGGCGUAACGGCAUGGCGUACAACUCAAAUCCCCUCACACGUAAUUUUGCUGCGCUUAGCGUAGUUGUUUUCCAUGAGGCCGGCCUGUCCCACGUGGCUCCGUGUGAGAUAGCAGGGUGUGAGUGCGGUCGGCUGAAUGGACGCGACCGUCCCGCUCGGGUCUCUGCUGAGGCGAGAGCCGCCGUCGGUCGCCGGGGGGUGACUGACGCGGCCUCGGCGGCUCGCUCGCUCGCGCAUCCCCGCGCGCCGGUCGU
Messenger RNA from Pollicipes pollicipes, 1283 nucleotides. Its product is annotated as delta(3,5)-Delta(2,4)-dienoyl-CoA isomerase, mitochondrial. The coding region runs from base 89 to 994 and encodes 301 amino acids. Gene Ontology annotation, molecular function: delta(3,5)-delta(2,4)-dienoyl-CoA isomerase activity. NCBI's taxonomy places the organism in Eukaryota, Metazoa, Arthropoda, Thecostraca, Pollicipedomorpha, Pollicipedidae. Gene Ontology annotation, cellular component: mitochondrion. The transcript is spliced from 6 exons. The record is from RefSeq and is a predicted model, not a curated record.